This is a messenger RNA of Gambusia affinis (western mosquitofish), 2915 nucleotides long. RefSeq names its product cytochrome P450 4F3 (gene cyp4f3). NCBI's taxonomy places the organism in Eukaryota, Metazoa, Chordata, Actinopteri, Cyprinodontiformes, Poeciliidae. Gene Ontology annotation, molecular function: monooxygenase activity; iron ion binding; heme binding. The coding region runs from base 844 to 2472 and encodes 542 amino acids. The transcript has 13 exons. The record is from RefSeq and is a predicted model, not a curated record.
AAGGUAUGCCUAAAAACGUAUCAGAUGACCAAGAGUGAUUUUUCUGCCCCUUUAUUUAUUUUUAGACAACUAUCACUCAAAAAGUAGCUUAAGGAGUUUACAACCAGUAAAUUAAGUUGAAUGUGGGUAUGAGUUUUAGCCCGGAACUGAAGAAGUAGUUUCAUAUUUUAAACUACAACCACAUUCAGAUCUUCAGCAACCUCAAGCUGAUUUUCUUGCCCUGUAUUCAGACUAAUUCGUAUUUUUUAUCGACGCCAAACAGCUUCUGUGUUCCUACUGACGAAACGCAUCCCCACAGCAUAAUGGUGUCACCACCAUGUGCCCCCAUUCUGUGACAGUUUCCAACCACAUAAAGCAUUUUGAAUAUAGGUCAAAUUAAUUGAAUUACUCAUCGGACUACAGUACUUUCCGUCUUUUUUGCUGUGUCCUUCAUGAACUAUAGGUUUCUUUACAUUGUGACCUUAAAACAGAUUCUCCCAAAUCUCUUAGAUUAUUUAAAAGAAGAAAAUGAUGUGCAAUUUUUCCUCCUUUUCCCAGUUUAGCACCUCUUUUUGUUGGCCAAUCGACUAACGUUUAAUGUUUUCGCAGUUAAGUUCACAUCAGCAUGAAAUCUCAUGUGGUGAACAUGAUGAAAGUGACCGCACUUAACAGACAAAAGGAAGUGGGGCCAUAACAAUGCCGGCAACUGUUAUGAAAUACGCACAGCGUUGUGCGGAAGAAGUUCAUUUCCUGCAUGUUUCCAAAUCAACAGGCUGUCCGCUGCCUCCGUCGGACCAGAACAUCUGAGCACCAGUUGGUGUUGUUUUUGUUUUGUUUUGUUGUUUUCUGCUCCUGUGUCCCACCAUGGCUGUCCUUCACAGGCUCCUGUCACAGCUGUUCAGCUGGUCUGGGAUCAGUUUCCUCCUGCAGCUGAUGGGGGCCGCGCUGCUGGCUGCGGUCGGAGUUUGGACGGUGAGGCUGCUGGUUCGUCACGCCUGGUACACUCACAGGUUGUCCUGCUUCAACAAGCCGCAGACGCAUUCAUGGCUGAUUGGUCACCUCGGUCAGAUGCAGAGUACAGAGGAAGGUCUCCAACAGGUGGAUGAAUUGGUGCAGACCUACAAACACUCCUGCUCCUGGUUCUUCGGGCCUUUCUACCACAUGGUCAGAGUCUUUCAUCCUGAUUAUGUGAAGCCCCUGCUGAUGGCGCCUGCCAACAUCACGAUGAAGGAUGAGUUUAUCUACGGGCAUCUGCGACCGUGGCUGGGUCACAGUUUGUUGAUUAGUAACGGAGAGGAGUGGUCUCGCAAGAGGCGACUCCUGACUCCGGCUUUUCAUUUCGACAUCCUUAAAAACUACGUCCUGACGUUUAACUCUUCGACUAACACCAUGCACAAUAAAUGGCACCACCUGGUGGCAGGAGGAACAACCAACAUAGAGAUGUUUGGCCAUGUCACUCUCAUGACCCUGGACAGCUUAUUAAAAUGCGCCUUCAGCUACCAGAGCAACUGUCAGGAGUCCACCAGUGAAUAUGUGUCCGCCAUCGUGGAGCUCAGCGACCUGGUGAUAGAUCGCCGCCUUCGCAUUUUGCACCACUGGGACUGGAUCUACUGGAGAACUGAGCAAGGAAAGAGAUUCAAGCGAGCAUUAAGUGUGGUGCACAGGUUCACCAGGGAUAUUGUGCAGAAGCGCCGUGCUCUCAUUGACCAGCAGAGGGAGACGGAGACACUAACCAGCAUGACUACAGCGCAAGAGAGAAAGAAAGAUUUCGUGGACCUGAUUCUGCUGUCAAAAGAUGAAGACGGACAAGGACUCACAGAUGAGGAAAUUCAGGCGGAAGCCAACACUUUCAUGUUUGCAGGACAUGAUACGACAGCGAGCGCAAUUUGCUGGACUCUGUACAAUUUAGCUCGCCAUCCCCACUAUCAGGAGAAAUGCAGGCAGGAAGUGAUGGAGCUGAUGCAGGAACGAGAUGGACAUGAAAUACAGUGGGAGGACCUGUCCAACCUUCCUUUCACUACCAUGUGCAUCAAAGAGAGCCUCAGGCUGCACUCGCCUGUCCAGGCUGUAACCAGGAAGUACACCCAGGAUGUGGCGUUGCCAGGAGAUCUCAUCGUACCACAGGGUGUAAUCUGUUUGGUCAGUCUUUACGGGACACACCACAACCCCGAAGUCUGGACAAACCCACAUGAGUUCGAUCCUCUUCGCUUUGAGCCGACCAGCGUGCAGAGCCGCUCCUCUCAUGGCUUCAUCCCCUUCUCCUCCGGUCCCAGGAACUGCAUCGGACAGAAAUUUGCCAUGGCUGAGCUCCGAGUUGUGGUAGCGCUGACCCUGCUGAGGUUUCGUUUGACCCCGGGCGUUGACCCUGAAGCAGGAAGCGGCUCUGGGAAGGUGCGGCGUCUCCCCCAACUCGUCCUGCGCGCCGAGGGAGGCCUGUGGCUGCAGCUGGAAACUCUGAAUGAAUCAAACCUUGGGGAGCCGGCAUAUAAAUGACUUGAUUACAAUGACGUGUCAGAACGUAACACGCAGCAAGACGGUGUGAGAUUGUAUAUUACAUUUUAACCAAGGCUGUUUUAAGAUGUGUUUCAUUAUGUUUUCAAAUUGCUAAUAAAUAUUAAUGACAUUGUAAAUGCAAGAUUUAAAACACAAUUUAAUUUAUUUAACAAAUACAGAAAUGGCUUUUUAUAUAUAUAUAUAUGUAAACAUUUAGAUAAUAAAAAAUGAGUGAUAUUUCUAGCUGUUGGUAUUUCUAUAAGUAAUAAUAAAAAAAAAUUUAAAUUCUUGUUAACUAAAUACUUUAUUUUAUAUUUGUUGUGCUUCAUCGAGAACCAAAAGCAGCACAACCCAAUAAAUUAAUAAUCAGUUAAUUGAUUGUUAUAAGUUUGAUUACUGAGGUACGUUUGUAACAAAUACAUGAAAUAAACAUAAAUAUAAAA